CUCAGCACUGCUGUGACAUAUGGCUCUGCAGCUCUGCACUUAUAUGCAGCUAUCUCCCUUACAUUUGAACGCUGCUCAAUGGUAGUUUCGGCUUUUAGAGCCACCAAGCGCCACCUCGAGGAAUUAAACUAUAUGUCUCAAAGAAGAAACGGUGUCAUGCUAUCCGUUACAUGAACUUGUUUAUUGCAGCGAUUGUCUACAGUCGGUGGAUAUGGCGGCGCUGAUUAGAGGACUGAGAGCUGGAAGGGCCUUGCGGGGUCUUGGCAGAGUUGCAGUUCAAGCCAAACUCAGUCCCCAAUGUAACGAUGUGAGACGUGGAUUCUAUCGUGCCACCCUGUUACGGCUCGCUGAUGACCCAAAAAGUCACACAUCUGUACCACCUCCAUUUUACCAUGAGGUCCACACAGUUGGAGAGAGCUCAUCCACUUCUGCUCAAGGAGAAUCUUCUGCCGGGCAGGAAGACACCCAGUCAAACACCAGUUAUCAAGACCAGAGUGGUGAACACGGUGAGGAUUAUGAGACCGAAGAGCAGCUCCAAGCUCAAAUCCUGACCUCAGCACUAGAGUUCGUUCCACAGCAUGGCUGGACUGUGGAGGCCAUUGCAGCUGGAGCAGAGACUCUUGGACUGUCAGCAGCUUCCACUGGGAUGUUCAACAAUGGAGCCGGAGACUUGGUAUUGCAUUUCGUUGCGCAGUGUAAUGCUCAUCUUGCAGAGACACUCGGAGAGCAACAUAAUCAAGUGCAACUUGGCCAGGCAGAUCCAAAGAAAACAGCUGAAUUUCUGAAAGACGCAGUGGAGACGAGGUUGCGGAUGUUAAUUCCUUACAUUGACACAUGGCCUCAGGCUAUGAGCAUUCUUCUCCUACCACACAACAUACCUGACAGCCUGAAGCACCUGUCAACGAUGGUGGAUGACAUCUGGUACUACGCAGGCGAUCGCUCAACAGACGUGAACUGGUACACCAAACGGGCAGCACUGACCGGGAUCUAUAACACCACAGAACUAGUGAUGGUCCAGGACUCGUCUACUGACUUUGAAGAGACCUGGGCCUUUCUCGACAACCGUAUGAAAGAUGUAGUUAACAUGGCUAACACUGCUAAACAGGUUCAAGCCACAGGAGAAGCUGUGGUUCAAGGACUCAUGGGAGCUGCAAUAACGCUCAAGAAUCUAACUGGGAUGAAUCAGAGACGAUGAGUCCAUUUCUCUCUUGUCACCUGUCUUCCUUGCGUUUCCUCUACAACUCAAUGACCCCUUGGCCAAGCAGCACAAAUGUCUGACAUCUCACUCAACAUGAGAUCAACAAAAGAAAAAUGCAUGGGUUGAUCUAUUAUUAUAUACUUGCCACUUUUAAUAGGUCUGCUGUGCCAUAAAUAACUUAAUGAGAAUCUAGUUUUUCCUCUUAGACAUUUUUUUUCUUCUCUAUCUCUCUGCUUUCACUUCCUAUCCAUUUGUAAAGAAAAAUAAAUAAGAAUAUAAAUGUACAUUGUAUUUAAGAAGCCUAUGUUCAUUCGGUUUGUGUUUUACUCAUUUGAGAGUUCCUCAUUAAAAGAAUUAAAGGGUAA
Messenger RNA from Xyrauchen texanus (razorback sucker), 1563 nucleotides. RefSeq names its product ubiquinone biosynthesis protein COQ9-B, mitochondrial-like. The transcript has 9 exons. The record is from RefSeq and is a predicted model, not a curated record. Gene Ontology annotation, cellular component: mitochondrial inner membrane. Bases 212 to 1195 code for a protein of 327 amino acids. Gene Ontology annotation, biological process: ubiquinone biosynthetic process. Gene Ontology annotation, molecular function: lipid binding. Lineage: Eukaryota; Metazoa; Chordata; Actinopteri; Cypriniformes; Catostomidae.